CUAAAGACAAUCUUCCUGCCAUUGAGUCUGGAAUCCAAGUUCCUGGACACUGCCAUGCCAAACACUCAGAAGAAGUUGGAAACAUGUGGCAUACUGUGUGGUAAACUCAGCCUUGAUGCCUUCUUCAUCACCACUUUGGUCAUCCCCCAGCAGGAAUCUACGGAAAAUACAUGCCAGACAAAGGAUGAGGAGACCAUGUUUGAAUUCAUAGACUCAAAGGACCUAUUUGUACUGGGUUGGAUCCAUACUCACCCGACACAAUCAUGCUUUCUGAGCUCUAUCGACCUGCACACUCAUAAUGCCUAUCAAAUCAUGCUCCCUGAGGCCAUUGCCAUGGUGUGCUCUCCCUCAAAGACACCAAGUCUGGGGAUCUUCAGACUAACAGACCCGACAGGUAUAAACAUCAUAAGCAAGUGCAAUAGAGCAGGAUUCCAUCCACAUGACGAGCAUGGAUUGUACACGACAUGUGAUAGAAAACAGCAUGCUGGCCAUGUCAUUACAAAAGAUGGCCUACCAUUCGAAUGUGUUGAUUUGAGG
This is a messenger RNA of Williopsis jadinii, 537 nucleotides long. Its product is annotated as AMSH-like ubiquitin thioesterase. The annotation marks the transcript as partial. The record is from RefSeq and is a predicted model, not a curated record. Gene Ontology annotation, molecular function: metal-dependent deubiquitinase activity; K63-linked deubiquitinase activity; protein binding. Gene Ontology annotation, biological process: protein K63-linked deubiquitination. Gene Ontology annotation, cellular component: membrane; endosome. NCBI's taxonomy places the organism in Eukaryota, Fungi, Ascomycota, Saccharomycetes, Phaffomycetales, Wickerhamomycetaceae. The transcript has a single exon.